Messenger RNA from Nematolebias whitei (Rio pearlfish), 1137 nucleotides. RefSeq names its product NOP16 nucleolar protein homolog (yeast) (gene nop16). The record is from RefSeq and is a predicted model, not a curated record. The transcript is spliced from 5 exons. Gene Ontology annotation, cellular component: nucleolus. NCBI's taxonomy places the organism in Eukaryota, Metazoa, Chordata, Actinopteri, Cyprinodontiformes, Rivulidae. Bases 104 to 634 code for a protein of 176 amino acids. Gene Ontology annotation, biological process: ribosomal large subunit biogenesis.
ACGUGACAUAGUCUCCAGCACGUGUGCUUCCUGUUUGCAGCUGCACGUUGUCUGUUCUGUGUAGCACGCGAGUAAUCUGUAGAAAGAAUAAAAACGUUUUAAAAUGCCGAAAACCAAGCAGGCCAAAAAUAGAAAUAAGUUCAACUACACCAAGGACCGGAAGAAGCUGAAGAGAAGUUUCAUAAAGAAAAGCAAGCCCAGGAUCGAAGACUCGCAGAUCAGGCAUGCCUGGGACGACAACAAGUCCGUGGCCAAGAACCUGCAGGAGAUGGGUCUGUCCUUUGACCCGAACCGGUCGGUGCCGAUACAGGAGACGCUUCUGGGAGAAAACAAAGACGUCAAAGCACCUGAACACAUCGUCACCAAACCCUACGUUCUCAAAAAACUGCAGGAGGAGGCCAGUCGGCCGCAGAAGGACACCAAGACGCUGUCCUCAGACCUGAUCGAGUUCGUCCAGCACAUGGUCCGAGAACACAAGGACGACUUCAAGGCGAUGGCCCAAGAUGAGAAGAACUACUACCAGGACACGCCCAAACAGAUCCGCAGGAAACUCCGGGAGUACCAGCGCUGCCACCCGCAGCAGUACGAGGCCUUCAUGAGCUCGCUUGCAGCUCCAGAACCCACGGUUCAGUAGGACGGGACCCUCGGUCCGUGCUGGAUAUCAUGAGAAGUUCUGGACUUUAGAGGUGCAAUUUCUGGACGACGGAGAAAAUCCUCAUUAUUUCUGGACCGUAAAGCUGAGGGACAGCAGCAUUUCUGUGUCCAGUUCUGGAGUUCUGUCCUUCCUGUCAAAAACUUGUAUUUGGACCUUCACAUCCAAAUGUCUGAUCCAGUUCUGGUGAUCUGGUUCUGGUCGUACUGUUAGUGGAUUUAGUCAGAUGUCCUCUUUCCCCUCCAGGUGUGGAAAGGUUUCGUUGUCCAGGUGGACGUUGAGGACGACCUGCGGUGCCCCGAACUAUUACGAGAAUUAUUUGGUUUUAAUAAAGUUCAUCAGGAUUCAGGUCGGCUGCUCACUUUUUGUCUUCAGUUGAUGUUUGAAAGUUUUUAAAAUAACUUUUGUAAAAAGAUCAAAGAUGAAAACACAAACGUGACUUGGAAACCGAGUCGGGCUCUAAAACGAUUCAUCUUUGAUCGUGU